Pundamilia nyererei is the source of this 2298-nucleotide messenger RNA. It is a transcript of the gene dcaf17, whose product is annotated as ddb1 and cul4 associated factor 17. The record is from RefSeq and is a predicted model, not a curated record. The transcript is spliced from 14 exons. Gene Ontology annotation, biological process: protein ubiquitination. Gene Ontology annotation, cellular component: Cul4-RING E3 ubiquitin ligase complex. The coding region runs from base 462 to 2030 and encodes 522 amino acids. NCBI's taxonomy places the organism in Eukaryota, Metazoa, Chordata, Actinopteri, Cichliformes, Cichlidae.
CUGGUCAGGGUAGGUGCAGACGAAUGGGUGCGCUACAGCGGGACAGCGAGUGCGCUAUUGUGCCGUAGAAGAAGACGCGUGUGAAAACAUGGAGAGGGAUGGGGUGCUAAUAGAGUUAGCGGCUAACUAACAACACAACCCCAGUCGACAGGCGAAAGCAAUGCUCGCCAACUUAACCCUAACAAUUAUAUUUAACCCUCCAUGCAACCUCCGAGCAGUUCCUCUGGGUCAUAUAGCAAACAAAACUUUUGGACGAAGUUGGCGACAUGUCGAGGUUCCUUAGCUCACGCUAACCUAAGCUAGCUGUUAACUUUUCAUGUUAGUCAUUGGACGUGUGAGGUCGCGACGGCGUUGAAAACAUGAAGCCUAGAAAACAGCUGUAGCGUGCUGGACUACAAAACCAUACGGUGCUUACCUCGCUCUGGGUGGGCUGGUGGUCACUUCAGUCAGUCGAUCUAGUCAUGCUGCUAGCAGCCCCCAGUAGGAAAAAGUACCACCUGCAGAUGGCGCCACAGCAGAGAAAGGGGAGCGCUAACGCAGCUGAACUGCUGAGCCGGAGGAGCACAGGUCUUGGAAAUACUGGGACUUUAAUCAGACAUAAUUUGAAGAUCCUGAGAGGUAUUCUCCUUCAGGAAAACCGGACUUUCACGAAAGUAUGGAGCAAGACCUCAAAAUCCACAGUAAUGUACGAAAAUUGCAAACUAUACUUUGAAAACUACCAGCACUGCUACAGCUGUGUUCAUGUUGAGCCUCAGAUUUUGUACAAACUGCCAACGAGGUCCAAACAGGAGAAAAUUGAAGAUACGUUGAUGUGUCACAGCCCAGUUGAAAAAUCCUUAUCUUCUCCAUCUGAUCAUAAACCAAGCCUCUUGGCUUUGACGGCCAAUAACUGGCUAAUUCGCCUUUCAGCUGAAACAGGAGAAGAACUGCAGAGAGUUUACCUCUCUCCAAACUAUAAGUUCAGAUAUCUUGGCUGGGAUGUUUCUCAAGAGACAUUUUAUGUUAAAUCUGUUCAAAACAAGGAAACACCUUUAGCCAGACAGGCAGGUAUCACUCAGAAUACAGUGAUGCACAUCGCUAUUUUUCACGUUUUCCCAUUGGAAGUUAUUGGUGUUAUGGAGAUCAAUAAAAAAGUGUUUGGAAAUGGUGUCAUAGGUGCUGAUCUGGUUCAAGGUGUCCUUGCACUGUAUUACAGCAAUAAGUCAGUGAAAAUGUACAGCUUCGAGCACAUUAUCCAAAGAUACCUGACAGAGAAGCUAACACUUGGAAAGCAGAGUCCUCUUCUUGGUGGCAAAACAGUCGGAGAUGCACCGUUUGGUAUCCCGUUAAAUAUUCAAAUCACAGAUUGCCCUCCUGUACUUUUCAAGGUCUCUUGUGCUGAAAACAGUGUUCAGAUUGGAGGAAACCCAUGGCACUACAUUUACACACCGCCUCGUAAAAAGGACGAGGGGACCUACCACAUCUGCUCACUCAAGGACGGCACUAUGGCAACAAACGGAGUACAAGAGAUGGACUCCUACUCUCUUGAGAACGACGGGAUCUUCUUUCAUCCUGAUGAUUCAGGAAGAAUUAUCCAUGUGGGACCUGUCACCAUAAAUGUCCUAAAAAUCCUCGGUGAACUAAACAGUGCUCUGCCAUCUAAGGUCGUUGAGGAUUUCUCCCUGAAAACCCACCGAAACAAUCCUAUCUCCCAAGUCACUGUGACCUCAUCAGGCCGCACAGUAAAAAAAAGAUUUCAACAACUGGAUGAUGACCCAUCUCAAAAGACUUUCCGAAUGGUGGAAUAUGAGGAUGAGCUUGACCUUUUGGCAAUCGUGGUAACCAAUGGCGAGGAGGGAGAAGGAAGAGCGUGCAUCCAACUCCAUGACAACCAGACCGGACAAUUACUGCGGACGAUCGAUUUGAUUGAAACCUGGGAUGAGACAAAUAAAAACGAGGUGUUCUUCGACAAAGACACGAUUGUUCAUGUUGAACAAAAGAACGCCAAGUUCUGCUGCCAUGUUUACAAACUGUUCACCACCAAAACAUAAGCGGUGCAAAACUGAAUCAAAGCUGCUGUAAAGCUUUUCAUGAUCACUUAAGAUUUUUUUUAAUAUGAUUUCCUUCUCCUAUAUAUAUAUAUAUUUUUUAAAUAUAUGGAUCUUUGCAUCCUAAGUUCAUAUGAUUACUCUUGAUUAUCACUAUUUUUUUUCUGUUAUGAUUAUUCUAAGUAUGUACCAUUAAACUUGAUCUGACUUUUUUCCUUUAUUCUAAAAAUAAAAUAUUUUAUUUUUCCAAGUUGCUCUGUAUUUCAGCCUU